Molecule: messenger RNA, 309 nt
Organism: Medioppia subpectinata
Lineage: Eukaryota; Metazoa; Arthropoda; Arachnida; Sarcoptiformes; Oppiidae
Source: the annotation of a GenBank genome assembly
AUGUUUUGGUAUAAUUGGGUAAUAUUUGUGUUGAUAUUUCCGGUAUAUUAUGUGUCGGAGUUUUUGGCCAACUCUUCGCCGCCAUUGUUCGACACUCGGAACCAAUCGAGCGAAUGGUUGACAGACUUGGAUCCGGACGACAUCAAUAUGUUGCACGGCUUCGGGUCACUGACCGCUUCCGCACUGCUCGAGAAGGUGAAGGAAUUGCAGAACUUGUCGUAUCAGUUGGGGUUGGAAGAGGCGCGAGAGAUGACCAGGGGCAAAUUCCUCAAUGUUCUGCAAACCAGACCUAAACGAUACAAACGAUGA